Molecule: messenger RNA, 366 nt
Organism: Peronospora matthiolae
Lineage: Eukaryota; Oomycota; Peronosporomycetes; Peronosporales; Peronosporaceae
Source: the annotation of a GenBank genome assembly
AUGGCAGAAGCAGGCGGGUUGAAGCCAGCAAAGAGCAGGAACAUGACGUUAAUGAGGACGCCCACAACGGCAACGGCUUCUCCAAUGAAAUUAGACGAGAAGGUGGCCCAGGAGCGUCUGCAUGAGCAUGUAAAGGGAGACUUUGAGCCAGUAGAGCACAGCUGUGCUGAAGGACCAGAUGCCGAGGAGAGACAAGAAGACAAUGGUGAAGAGGAGACUGCUGCCGAAGCCGUGGGCGAUCUCGACGAACGUUAUGCCGAGGAAUUUCUAGAGAGUGUUGUACGUCUGCGCGUCGCGCUCGCGGUAGUAGACGGCUCAUUGCCGCAGAGUGAAGGGCAGGCAAGCAACUUACGUCACGUAUCUUAG